Molecule: messenger RNA, 1999 nt
Organism: Prunus dulcis (almond)
Lineage: Eukaryota; Viridiplantae; Streptophyta; Magnoliopsida; Rosales; Rosaceae
Product: crossover junction endonuclease EME1B-like
Exons: 12
Coding region: 30-1775 (581 amino acids)
Biological process (GO): DNA repair
Cellular component (GO): Holliday junction resolvase complex; nucleus
Molecular function (GO): DNA binding; nuclease activity
Source: RefSeq, a predicted model, not a curated record
CUUGAGUCCCUCUUCACUCGCAGUCUCAAAUGUCGAAGCAUCAGCAGCCAAUCGUCCUCUCCGACGAAGAAGAAGAAGAAAAUGACCAGAAUGCCCUCUCCUCACCUCCUCCAUUCCAACCAUUCCACUGCUCUAAUAAGAAACGCCGAACCGAACUCUACCCCUACCCAAACUUCAAUACUCAGACUCCGGUUCUCGUCCUUGACGACGACGACGACCUGACCAGACCGACACGGAAGCCACCAGGCCCCACCUCACCCCACUACUUCAGGGUCCUUGACGAGUCUCCAUGCUCAAAAGCCCCUUCCGACUCCCAAGCAAGCGUUUCAGAUUCCCCGAUCAAGUUCUCCGGCAUUAAUGACUUGGUAUUUCUGGAAUCUGAUAAUGAGUCUGAAAGUAGUUCUGGAAGGGAAAGGGGGAAGGAUAACAAAUCAAUUGCUAGUGGUUUUGGUGUGGCGAAGGGCUUAGAUUGGAGUUCCAGAUUUGUUGAAUCCACAUCUUCUCUUGGACAUGACAGUCUAGCACAUAUGUCUGAGGACUGUUCUGCGCAUCCUGUUUCUUUGCAAGAUGCUUUUGAUAUUAAUCAGGUACUUGAUUAUCCUCCUGACAAAGAAAAUAGAAUGGAUCAGAUGGGCAACAUUGUGAAACAGAGAAGAAAAACUAAAGCUAUUACUGAAAAAAGUAUUAGAGACGAAGCAAUGGGUAGAAGGAAGAUGGCGAAAGAGGGAAGGAUACGCCUAAUGGAAGAAAAGAAUCUAAAGAAGCAACAAGAGAAGUUGCAAAGAGCAGCUCUGAAAGCUGAAGCAGCAGAGAUGAAAAAGAUUCAGAAAGAACAACAAAAGCGGGAAAAAGGAAAGUUUGCUGUGAAAUCCAUAGUGGCUGAGAUUGACCUUAAAGUAGUGGAAUUGGGGUCAGUUGGAGGAAAUCUGCUUACAAGGUUUGCUGAAAGGGGGAUCACAUACCGUAUAACAUCAAAUCCAAUUGAAAGAUCAAUUGUCUGGACCAUGACUGUUCCAGAACAUAUUUCGCAGAGUUCUCCUGAACGAAUAGAGAUUCAAUAUGUAUUGCUCGUGUAUGAAGCUGAAGAAUUUUGUAACCUUGUCAUCAAUGAAUCUCUCUUGGACCAUGUUUUUAGUGUUCGAAGUCGUUAUCCAUCCUAUACAGUGUGUUAUCUUACAAAUAGGUUGAUGGCAUAUAUUAAUAAAAGGGAACAAGAAGUGUACAAGAACCUAACAAAGGAUAAUGAUUGGAGACGCCCGCCUGUUGAGGAGGUGCUGGCAAAAUUGACCACUAAUUUUUUUAAAGUACAUUCCAGGCAGUGCAUAGAUGAGGCUGAACUUGCUGAACACAUUGUUGGUUUGACGUGCAGCCUCUCAUCCUGCCAAUUUAGAAAGAAGUUAACGAGACUGGACGUAAAUGCUAAUGGACCUCUUAUGAUUAAGGACUGUGUUGACCGGAAUAUAAUUAAUAAGAGCGCAUGGUUAAAAGCUUUGGUAGCUAUCCCAAAGGUACAGCCACGGUUUGCUAUUGCUAUAUGGAAGAAGUACGCUACCAUGAAAUCUCUGUUGAGUGUUUACAUGGAUCAAAAUGUAUCGGUUCAUCAAAAGGAAUUUCUGCUGAAGGACUUGGUAACUGAAGGUUUACUUCGCGAUGACAGAAGAGUGGGUGAGGUUUGUUCCAAGAGAGUGUACAGAAUACUUAUGGCACAAAGUGGAUCCAUUAAAACUGAUGAUGUUGAGGAUGGUGCUGAUUUGUUUAGGCGUCAACUGGCUUAAAUAACUCCAGAUUUGUCUAUUACUUGUAUUCUGCGGUAGCGCUCUGAUUCCUUUUUGGUAAAUGUUAUUUUCAGAGCCUUAAGUAGUAGUUCUUGCUGUGUAAAGUACAACUCAUUAAUGUCAAGAAAAAAUGUAAAUAUUCUUGCGGUUUUGGUAUAUCAAAGGGAAGAGAAUUCAGACUUAGCAUCUCAUCGAAUAUUGGGAAAGGAGGUACCACUCUUCAA